AAAUCCCAGAAGUGGGAUGAAAUGAACAUCAUAGCUACGUACCACCCAGCAGGCAAAGACUAUGGCUUGAUGAAAAUAGAUGAGCCAAGUACUCCUUAUCACAGCAUGGUAGGAGAAAAUGACGAGGAUGCAGUGAGUGAUUCAGAAUCAAAUGAGCCCUUAAAAGCAGAUGUGCUGAGUAAAAAACUGGCAGCUGCAGCUGAAGGUAAAGGACCUAAGAUUAUAGCAAAGCAAGAGGAAAGCAGUGAGGAGGACGAAGAGGAUGAAGAAUUAACACCUGAAGAACGAGAGAAAAAGAAACAGUUUGAAAUGAAGAGAAAAAUGCACUACAAUGAAGGACGAAACAUCAAACUGGCAAGACAGCUGAUUGCAAAAGAGCUACACGGUGAAGAAGAGGACGAUGAUGAGGAUGAAGAGAUGCAUGAUGCUGCAGAUGUAGAAACAAUAAAUGCAGAAGCUACCGAACAUGGGGAAAGGAGGGCUCCGAUAGGCAACCUUAUGGCCUUUCUCCAUGGCGUGAAGCUGCCAUCUCUCUGCACUCUGCUGUAAAACAGAGGCAACUCCGCUCCCCAGCUGCAUUCUCCAGUGGAAAGAAGGCACACCUUUGCAGCAUUUUUCCAUCUCUGUUGUUGAAGUCCAUUCCACCUUGCCUCAUAACCAGCUUCACAGCCACAACUGACUGAGAUUUCUUGCUGAUUGAAAUGAAGAUGGCCAGUCCAGUGAUGCACAUGCUACUCGUGACCAGCUGGAAAGUAGAGCACACAGCAUAGAAGAAAUCUGUCCAGAACUGUAAAGUGCUUGUCAGAGACACAAAUGUAAACAUCGCUUCAUGAUUUUUGCGAUUAAGGCUCUUAAAUAUUGAGAAGCAUAUCAGUUACAUUGUUGUAUUGCCAAGAAUGUUAAUUUUAGAUUUGUCCAUUAGGCAGAAAAACCUGUCUAAUUGAUUUUUUUUUUUUUCUUGUGCCUAGUAUUUCAUGGAAAAUACUGCUUCAUAAUCUGUUCAACCAGAGUGGCAUUCCCUGUAUGUAUAACGCUGACGAUCUUGCGUAAUGUACUGUUACUCUUCACGCUUUGAAACAGACAGCAUCUUUUGGUUUUUCACUAUUUAUUUGACGGUGUUCUAGGUGUGGUAUCUCUUAUGGAAAGGUUUGGAAUUCAAGAGCCAAACGGUACAGCAUGUAUCAGAUUGACAUGCAAGCUAUUUGUCAGAUGUGUUAAGCAGUUUAAAAAGGGAUUAUUUAAGUCUCACGACUUUUUUGUAAAACGUUGACCUGUUAAUCUAGAUUUCAGUAUGUUAUUAACUGUACUUUCCCAGUCUUUACAAGAACUGUGUUAUUUUUUGAGUGGUGUUUGGAAUCAGUUGUUAGUUUCUGGCUAAGGCAGUACUGGUGGAGGGAAUGUUUUUACACUGGAAAUGUGUGAACUUGAACUUUGCAUUUAAUUGUCAUUAUCUCUUCCAUUGGGACUGGAUGUUUUGUGGAGCUCUCUUUGGCUUAUCGUGAGAAGGUGGAAGUUCCCUCCAACUUUUCUCUUGAAACCACAUCCACUGUCACUUUCCUGGCUUGUUGCAAACUUUUGGUCCUUUCCAGUUGCAUGAAGAGUGCUUGUGCUACUGGCACCUGAGGAAAAACACCCAGCCACGAGGAAAUCCGUGUCAGGACUGUGAAGAUGAGCUGCAUUUAGGCUCUGACUGUUCUUUAUAUAAAGAUGAUUUCCUGAGCAUCUGCUGGUGGUCUCCUACUCAUUUGGGGUUGGUAACUUCCAUACUGAAAACCACUGGUCUAAAUCUUCCUGUAUCCAUUGCAACUUAGAGCAGCUGCUUUUGUAAAAUGAAGGCUGUUUGGAAGAAUCGAAGGGAAACUGCCGAAUUCAAAUACCUGUUUACAGUGUGGUUGUACAGCCCUGUAAAAGGGGGGAUCCUGAACCUCCAGAUUGCUGUAAACAACUUCCCACUCGGUGGAAUUUGACUGGUGAAUGUUCCAGUAUUCACAGUAGUUCUUAGGUUUUAUUACACAAAUGAAGUAUACCCUUAAGCUUUAGCUUGGUUAUGGAAUAGAGUGUAUAUCUUAAUUUGGAUCUGAAUUUGAUAUGUGGCAAAAAUCCAUAUGAUUAUAUGGAUCUAUUUUAAAAUGUCUUUUUGUCCACUGUAUAUGUGAAGUUUGAAUAAAGGAAUCGAAGUUAUUUUACAGCUA
Messenger RNA from Antrostomus carolinensis (chuck-will's-widow), 2192 nucleotides. Its product is annotated as protein phosphatase inhibitor 2. Gene Ontology annotation, molecular function: protein phosphatase inhibitor activity. Bases 22 to 549 code for a protein of 175 amino acids. The record is from RefSeq and is a predicted model, not a curated record. The transcript has 7 exons. Gene Ontology annotation, biological process: regulation of signal transduction. Lineage: Eukaryota; Metazoa; Chordata; Aves; Caprimulgiformes; Caprimulgidae.